UUGACGGGCAACGUCGGCGUCGGCUUCCGCGAUAAGCCACAUCUCAAUGUUGGUACCAUUGGACAUGUAGAUCACGGGAAGACUACCUUGACUUCUGCUAUCACAAAAGUGCUGGCCGCAACGAAAGGAGCUCAAUACCGUAAAUAUGAGGACAUUGACAAUGCUCCUGAAGAGAAGGCUAGAGGUGAGCACGUAGAAUGCAAUCUAAAAUUGUUUACUGCCAAACGUCACUAUGCUCACAUUGAUUGUCCUGGUCAUGCUGAUUACAUUAAAAAUAUGAUUACCGGAGCUGCUCAAAUGGAAGGAGCUAUUCUUGUGGUAGCUGCAACUGAUGGAGCUAUGCCACAGACCCGUGAGCAUCUCUUGCUUGCUCGUCAAGUUGGAAUCCCGCGUGAGAAUGUAGCUGUAUAUCUGAAUAAGGUUGACGAAGUUCCGGAUCAAGAAACACGAGAGCUGGUUGAAAUGGAGAUCCGCGAACUACUCAACGAAUUCGAGUAUCCAGGCGACUCGGCACCGGUCAUUUUUGGUUCUGCCCUCUGUGCUCUCGAAGGAAAGAAACCAGAAAUUGGAGAGGAAUCUAUCAAGCAACUUUUGAACGUUCUUGAUGAGAAGUUUGUUAUUCCUGAACGAAACGUCAACACCGAAGUCAUGUUCGCUGCCGAGCACGUUUACUCGAUUCAAGGGAGAGGUACUGUGAUUACCGGUAAACUUGAAAGAGGAACACUGAAACGAGGUGAUAAAAUCGAAAUUAUCGGCUGCGAUCGAGAAAAUGUGAAAUCAGUUGUAUCUGGUCUGGAAUCAUUCCGCAAAACGGUCGAGCAAGCUGAACCAGGAGACCAACUUGGUAUACUACUUCGUGGUCUAGGACCGAAGGAUGUUCGAAGAGGAUGCGUUCUCCUGCCUCAGGGCCAUAAACACAAGGCGACGGACAAAGUCAAGGCUCAGUUGUACGUUCUGAAACCCACCGAAGGUGGAUCGAAAGUUCCUUUGGCGAACUUUUUCACAGAGCACGUGUUCUCUCUCACAUGGGACUGCUCAGCCACGCUCAAGAUCAUCGAUAAGGAUUUCAUAAUGCCGGGAGAAGCCGCUGAGGUGCAAUUGAACCUGAGUCAGAAGAUGUUUAUUGAACCUCAACAAAGAUUCACAAUCCGCAAGGGCACGACUACCGUAGGAACUGGUGUGUUCGUUGAAAAUCUCCCACCUCAAACCGAAGAAGAGAAGAAUCCUCGAAACAAGAAGAAGUUGAUGAAGGCGGAGAUGGAGCGGCUAGGAUUCAAUCCUUAUGGUGAACUAGCUGAGAAGCGCUUGAAACCUGAUUAUUCAAACUCACCAAAGGAUAAUCCAGCGGCCAAAGCUUUUGAGGGUCUAGAGCAAUAA
Messenger RNA from Haemonchus placei, 1377 nucleotides. The record is from the annotation of a GenBank genome assembly. Lineage: Eukaryota; Metazoa; Nematoda; Chromadorea; Rhabditida; Trichostrongylidae.